This is a messenger RNA of Camellia sinensis, 979 nucleotides long. RefSeq names its product ethylene-responsive transcription factor RAP2-3. Gene Ontology annotation, molecular function: DNA-binding transcription factor activity; DNA binding. Gene Ontology annotation, biological process: ethylene-activated signaling pathway; regulation of DNA-templated transcription. The record is from RefSeq and is a predicted model, not a curated record. NCBI's taxonomy places the organism in Eukaryota, Viridiplantae, Streptophyta, Magnoliopsida, Ericales, Theaceae.
CUCUUAUCUCUCUCUCUCUCUCUCUAUCUAAAGGUAACAACAAAGAUGUGCGGGGGUGCGAUCAUCUCCGACUUCGUCCCCGACCACUGGAGCCGAAAACUGACGACGACCGACCUCUGGUCCGAACUCGACCCCUUCUCCUCCGAUUUUUUUGGUCUGGGUAGCCAUGGCUUCAAAGACCUCUCAUCCCAGUCCGACAACAAGAAGACCACAACUCGCAAGCCCAAACAACUCAACAAAGGGAAGAAGAGUGAGGGGGCGAAGAGUCAGACUCAGAGGACUCGGAAGAACAUAUACAGAGGAAUCAGGCAGAGGCCAUGGGGGAAAUGGGCGGCUGAGAUUCGCGACCCACAGAAGGGAGUCCGAGUCUGGCUCGGAACCUACAAUACCGCUGAGGAAGCCGCCAUAGCCUACGACGAAGCCGCUAAGCGCAUCCGCGGCGACAAAGCCAAGCUCAAUUUCGCUCAGCCACCACCAACGCCGCCGCCGGCCAAGAGGCGAUGCGUCAUCCCUGAGUCCACUCAGGUGAGCCCACUACCCACCGAGCCACCACCACCACCCCAGGUCAAUUGUCUUGAUGAAUUUGAGUUCAAAGAGCAGAUUUCUAGCUUGGAAUCGUUCCUGGGUUUGGACUCAGUGUUAACUCAGUUCGAGGGACUGGGUGAGGCCAACUCAGUUAAUCUGUGGAUGCUUGAAGAUCUUCAUCAUCAGAACCCCCUGGUGUACUAAAUAAACUACAAUUAUAAAAAAAGGCUCUGUUGCUUUGCUCUGCUGUGUUUGUAUUCAUCGUUUAGUGUUUUCUUUUCUUUUUUUUCUUUUCUUUUUUUUUAUUCAAAAUCGUUUAGUGUUUUCAACUAGUAGUAGUAUAAGUAUUACUGUUACUAUUAUUAUAUAUAUGAUGCUUUCAAUAUUAAUGCUUUCAGUGCAUAUCAUAUGAUAUAUGCAUUAUAUAUGUAUAAAUAAGCAAUCGUCCCAGUCA